UUUUUUAUCUAUGGCUGUUGAUUCCCGAACGACAUUCCAAACGUCUUUCCUGACGUUCUUUCUUUCAGUUCAUUGACAACGUGAAGAGAGGACAACUCUUCCAAUAUGUCGUCUAAAGUAUCGCGUGACACGCUUUACGAAUGCGUAAAUGCAGUCCUCCAGUCAUCGAAGGACAAGAAACGUAACUUCUUGGAGACAGUGGAGCUCCAAAUUGGUCUGAAGAACUAUGACCCCCAGAAGGACAAGCGUUUCUCAGGCACCGUCAAGCUAAAGUACAUUCCUCGUCCCAAGAUGCAGGUGUGUGUCCUUGGAGACCAACAGCACUGUGACGAGGCCAAGACUCUGACAGUUCCCUGCAUGGACGCUGAGGCACUCAAGAAACUUAACAAGAACAAGAAGCUUGUUAAGAAACUAGCCAAGAAAUAUGAUGCUUUCCUUGCAUCAGAAUCCCUGAUCAAGCAGAUCCCACGUCUGUUGGGUCCUGGUCUUAACAAGGCCGGUAAGUUCCCUGGUCUCCUCUCCCACCAGGAGUCCAUGACACAGAAGAUUGAUGAAGUCAAGGCAACCAUCAAGUUCCAGAUGAAGAAGGUCUUGUGUUUAUCUGUGGCGGUCGGCCAUGUUGACAUGACACCCGAUGAGCUCGCACAAAACGUGCACUUGUCGAUCAACUUCCUGGUGUCCCUGCUGAAGAAGCACUGGCAGAACGUGCGCUCGUUACACAUGAAGUCCACCAUGGGCCCACCCCAGAGAUUGUACUAAGCCUACUACAAUAAACUUGACGUAACACUA
This is a messenger RNA of Trichoplusia ni (cabbage looper), 789 nucleotides long. It is a transcript of the gene RpL10Ab, whose product is annotated as 60S ribosomal protein L10a. Bases 106 to 759 code for a protein of 217 amino acids. Lineage: Eukaryota; Metazoa; Arthropoda; Insecta; Lepidoptera; Noctuidae. Gene Ontology annotation, cellular component: large ribosomal subunit. Gene Ontology annotation, biological process: translation. Gene Ontology annotation, molecular function: structural constituent of ribosome; RNA binding. The record is from RefSeq and is a predicted model, not a curated record. The transcript has 5 exons.